GGGAUGAAAGAGGGAUUGAGCCUCCGCAGCGUCUGUGCUUCUGUGAGUGUGUGUGGAGCGUUUGUCUCUGAGAGCAAGAGAUGCUGAAAGCACCAUGACGCUGGAAGUGGCUGUUGGGUACCGAAAACAGAACAGGAUGGAGGAUCAGGACCGGGUCAGUCAGGCCUCCAGCAGCGCCACGGUCUCCUUUCUGCCAAUCAGAGACAAGGGUCAGGAUAAAGUGCAGACGUUUGGAAAACGAUGCCAAGCGGCGAAGAGAGACCCGAACUGCCCUGUGGUGAUCAGAGGAUGGCUGUACAAGAGGGACAGCACUGGACUGAAGUUAUGGAAGAGGCGUUGGUUUGUUCUGUCUAACUACUGCCUCUAUUAUUAUAAAGACAGCCGUGAGGAGUCAGUUUUGGGCAGUAUUCCUCUCCCCAGCUACAGGAUCCUGUACUGCUCACCUCGAGAGGUCAGGAACCGCAAAUAUGCAUUCAAGGUUGUUCAUCAGGGGAUGCGGCCGUACAUCAUGAGUGCCGAAACCCAGGAGGACAUGCUGGGCUGGGUCAGAGCUCUCAGCCAAUCAGCAAGCAUGGAGGCUGAUGACAUCAUCAACAGACGCUGUGCCAGUUUUCAAGACUUCACUGUGAUGGGAGAUAAUGCUGAAAUGAUGGAGCUCCAGCACACCUUUUCAGAAAGAAGCACCCAGAGUAAACUGACCAGAGUGCUGACAGAACCCAAUCUGGUGGAUCAAGAGAUGACGGGGAUUAAGAUGAAGACUGCAGAACUGAGAGGAAGACAUGGGAGCAGGCCGAUGGCUCCUGAAUUUACUGAACAUUCUGCAACUUUGGGAACUUCGAAUGAAGAAUCCUUGUCGUUCCUGCAUCCAAAAGUGACCUUCAAGCAGCCUCCAUUUCCCAGAGAUGAGUACGAUCCCCCAGCUCUUGGGAUCAUUUGGCCUUUGGAAAACUGUUCAAGUGCUCCAGUGUCACCCUGCAUCUACACAGAAAGAGGACACCUGACUGACAAGCCCUUUCAGCCUGAAUAUCCCAGCUCUCUGUGCUUCUGCUCGAACUACCACACCACUGAACACAUGACAACGUGCAAGGCAGGAAAAGACUUUCUCAUGGAGAGACAACCGAUACAACCAAUCAGAGAUCUGGAAAAUGACACAGAUGUGGUUCUGACUCGUCUGUGUGGCUGUGAUAAACUGCUGCAGUCCAUCUCCAUGCAGCUGUCUCAGUUACAGGCAGAUAAAAAAAGCGUGGAGUAUGCUCUAGAAAUCAAAUGGAUGGGGAUUGAAGAUGGACUUCCAGUAGAGCAUCAGGACGUUUCCCAGAAGGCACUGCUUCAGGAAGACCUGGUUACACUCAGAGCCAGAAUAUGUGAUUUGUCACUGGAGAUGGAGAGGUUGUGGAUUGACUAUGAGCGGAUGGAGAGCGAGCUGUCUGUCUUCCACUCUCACCUCCAGCACAUCCUCCACUUCGGUUCACCACAGGAGCAGAUUCAGGCUCAGAGGCAGCUCUGGAUGAUGGAGGACAUCCUGUGCGGUUUAAGGGUCAAUAAGAACCGCUUCAUGGCCUUACUGGGUCUUCAGACACCGGGAGUUCCUCAGUCAAAACCAGUUUCCUACUUUGAGGGCGAGUUAGGAGGACUCAACAUGGAGUGUGUGACCGAAGCAGAGCAGCAGGACUACAUGAAGAUCCAGCAGAGUUAUAAAAGAUGGACUCAAGAAAAUGAAAGCAAAGCGAGCUCUGAACACGAAGCUUCACAUGAGCCUCUGCGUCUGACACGUGUCGUGACGUCCACCCUCCCGACAACGCUAAUCGCUGAGCGCAUUUAUGUAGACGAUGUUUACUCAGAGUCUCCAGAGCAAAUCACAUUACAGUCAGGACUGAGGAACAGCCAGAGGAGCACGGUGAAAAACCCUAGUAAAGCACAGCAGCACGAGAUGACCGACAGAAACAGACAUUUACACUGGGCUGACGGACAUCAAGACAUGCAGAAAGGACAAAAUCCCAAGGAGAAAACACUCAUGGGGAGAAAGAGCUGGAGACAACAUCAGCAAGAGCCCGAACCUGGAGACUUGAGUCUCACAAACUCUGAGUCUGACUGUGACGCCGCUGCCUUGAGCUCUCAGAAACAGCAAACGACACCCAGAUAUACUGACAAAAGAGACAGAAGUAUGAGUGCAGCCAGAGAGCACUUUAUAGACGACAUUCAUCCCUUGAAACUCAUUACAGCCACUGAAAAAGAGGCGGAUAUCCACAAGUACACACCAGAUUCGACUGUCGUACACAACGGCUACAGUGGUGAGAGACGCAAAUAUAAAAAGCACAGCAAGGACCCAAUAAUGCCUCAGUGUGAGGAUACAAAAGAAUCAAAAACCAAACCAUCACAGCAAUCAUCGUGCAACGACAUCAUUGUCAUAGAGAGCCACUCCAUCAAUCACAUCUCAACUCUAACAGUGUUUAAAGGACAUCAGGGACGCAGCCAAGCACACAAACCUCACAAAAAGAGCAGUUCUGACCGAAAAAAGCUUGCAGUGUCUACUAAUGAGUGUUUUCUAUCAAACAACAGAAGAUGCGAGUUAGUGCCGGUGUAUGUGCACGACCCAAAACCUCAAGCAUCCAUCCCUCCAGUGGAAAAUCAACAAGCAGAAGAGGGAACCAAUCAAACGCAAGUGGGAGGAGACUGUGGGCGGAGUCAAAGUCCCAAAACAGCACUGGAAAAGCCUCAUAUUUUACAGGCUAAUGAAAUAAAAGACGUUCAACCAAUCACAACGUCUGACAAUCAACCGACCGACCAAUCCAAGCCAGAGCUGUGCAUUUAUGAAGAAAUUCAAUUCAGCCCUCCGAGCUCAGGAGAUGCUGAUGGGAAUCAGAAAACUCAAACUAACGGAGAUGAAAAACAGCAAUCAAACCACAUGGUAAAUGAGUCUGGAUCAUCUCACGUCGAGGUCAAAGAGUGCAGCACAACUGAGAAAAGCCAAACAGGAAGUGAUGUCAGUAAGAGAGGGAAGGAGAAGAAAUCGGUCAUGAAAAGCACAGUAAUAAAUCAUCAUGUUCAAGAUUGUAGGCCACGAAUAACUGUGGUCAGCACAAGCUUGUAGACGACAGAGAGACUGCGGGAAGUUUGAGGAAAGAAGAGAUUAUAAUGAAAACAAAAGUACAGAGUACAAUCUAAAAAAUAUGUAUAUUUUAAUUAAUAGUUUCUGUAUUUUGUGACUCACAUCACAGCAAGCAUGUUUUGUGUUUAAAAGAUGUCUAAACGAUGUCUAAUAGACGUCUAAAUGAAGGCAUAUUUGCUGAAACAUAUUUGGGCUGACAGUGAAAAUCUAAGGGGUGAAGCCCGACAUUAUAAAGACACGGGGCUCUGCCCAAAUGUAGUUGGUCUUUAACCCCCCCCCCCACUACACCCCCAAUUUACCCUUAAAAAAAACCUGUUCAUUUAAGGCAUCAUAUAUUAGAAUAUUUUCUGCAAAAUAUUAGACGCAUGGUUAAAAAAAUAGGUGGUUUUAUUCCAGAUAGAAGUGUUUAUUGUUGUCAGACUCCACUUUCACAUAAAUAAAUCAGUCAAAACUCAGCCUGUGCACAUAGUAUCUCCUCAAAUCGCACGGAGCUGUCAACGUAAAUCUGAGGUAAAUGAAAUUAACCAAAACAAGAUAGCCUAACUUAAGUCUAUCCUCUUUGAUUAGGGAUGAAUUAUUAAUUACGUGGUUAGGGAUAGAAAAAGAACCAACAUAUACUAUAGUUUAGCUGACAGCGAGGUGCUUAUUAGAUACUGUGGUAAUUUUUGUCCUUUUGCAAUCUUGAGAAGAAUGCAAGAACACUAAAUUUACCGACUCUCUUAAAAUGCACACAAACUCUAAAUAAAAUACUAAAAUAAAUCAAACCUACAUCAGUGUGUACGUGCAUUAAUCAGUAUUAGUUUUGUGAUUUGUGUGAGCAGUGAUAGUCUAAUAUAGUAAAUGUAUUUUAUUAACUAAUAACUUUCCACAGGGCCUUUUCCUGGAGCAAAUUUAAAUAAACACUUACAUUUAAGGACUAAAUUUGAGUCUUUAAAUUGUCCAUGUGCACUUCCUCUAGGAACAUAAUAUUGUGGGAAUUUUUAGUCCCAGAAAGAAAAAAAAUGGAAAUUUUCGGCUUGACAAAAGAUUGAUUUCUAUUAAACUUUGUUCAUAAUUGCAGUGUUUCGUGAUGCAGUUUUUGUUGUUAUUUUAAUAAAUCAUCUCAUGUUUUGAGUGCUUUAUUUUUAUUGAGGUAAGGUUGGUUUUAUAUUCACACAUUCUGACUUUCUCCUUAUUAAUAUAAUUUCAGAGAAGUUCAGCAAAUUACACAACGUGAAAUCAUAUUAGCAGCCAAUGACUCUCAACGUACAUCACAUUGCGCAGUCAAAUAAAUAGUGCUAAAGUUGUUUUGAAGUUAUGUUUACAUGUGAAUAUUCAAAGUACCAUGGUAAACAACGUAGGGAGCGUGUCGCAAGUUGUCACUGAACGAAUGUGCGAAUAUAAAUUAACUUUACCUCAAUAUUCACUUUAUUUAUGUACUGGUAAACCUGCACUAAGCUGACAGCUAUAUCUUAAACUAUGUUUGCAAUAAUUGUGAUACAUAAUUUGCAUUGGAAAUCGUAUGUAUGAGUAGAAACAGCUGACCAUACUGGAUGUCUGUCAUCAUUUAACGUUACUCACCAUAUUGUUGCUCCAAAACGAAAUGUCCUGCUUCUUCUGUGAAUAUGUUUAGCAGAACAGAGCCUUUAUGUAUGUCAUGCUCCAAAACUAAAUAAAGUAUGUUU
Danio aesculapii is the source of this 4773-nucleotide messenger RNA. RefSeq names its product pleckstrin homology domain-containing family A member 4 (gene plekha4). NCBI's taxonomy places the organism in Eukaryota, Metazoa, Chordata, Actinopteri, Cypriniformes, Danionidae. Bases 95 to 3091 code for a protein of 998 amino acids. The transcript has 19 exons. The record is from RefSeq and is a predicted model, not a curated record.